AUGCAGGAACAGCCGAACGAUGGAGACCGUGACAUACGAACUAGAAGAGACGAAUACUACGAUAUGGGAGCAAAUCCAAAAGGCAUCUGUUUAAUUAUUAAUAAUGAAUGUUUUAAAAAUAGCCCCACCCGAAAAGGUAGCGCAAAGGACGUGGAAAAACUGAAAUGUUUGUUCGAAAAACUCGACUUCAUGGUGGAAAUCAAAGAGAAUCUGAAGAGCUCGGAUUUGUUAGAGGAGCUGAAAUCCGUAUCUGUUGUUGGCGUUAAACCGGAGCACAACUGUUUUGUUUGCUUUAUUUCCUCGCAUGGAGUCAGAGUCCAUUAUUGGCACAGACGAGGAGCUGGUUUCGAUAUCGAAAAUCAAAGAGUUCUUUUCUGCCUCACAGUGUCGUGCCUUGGUGGGAAAACCAAAAAUAUUUUUCGUUCAGGCAUGCCGAAAUGA
Molecule: messenger RNA, 441 nt
Organism: Gigantopelta aegis
Lineage: Eukaryota; Metazoa; Mollusca; Gastropoda; Neomphalida; Peltospiridae
Product: caspase A-like
Exons: 1
Coding region: 1-441 (146 amino acids)
Biological process (GO): proteolysis
Molecular function (GO): cysteine-type endopeptidase activity
Source: RefSeq, a predicted model, not a curated record